Messenger RNA from Camellia sinensis, 2342 nucleotides. Its product is annotated as rab GTPase-activating protein 22. Gene Ontology annotation, biological process: activation of GTPase activity. Gene Ontology annotation, molecular function: GTPase activator activity. NCBI's taxonomy places the organism in Eukaryota, Viridiplantae, Streptophyta, Magnoliopsida, Ericales, Theaceae. The record is from RefSeq and is a predicted model, not a curated record.
AUCUUUGUGGAGGCCAGCAGCGGCAGGACCGGCUUUCUCUCUACCGGCGCUGGAGGCUUUUGGCCUUCCAAUGUCGGAAUAGCUCUCGCCGUGACGGCCAUGGCUGGCCUCGCCUUGGCCGCCACUCUUGUCUACUCUCGUAGGUAAAAACUCAAAUCAAAUCGAUCGAUCAAUCAAUCAAUAAUUUCUUAUAUCUCCCCCAUCCCAUCCCCCCAAAACAAAAACACACACAAAAAAAAAAAAAAAAAAAAAAAAACACACAGACACAAAUUCCAUCAUCAUCAUCACCAUCACCGACGCCACCUUGAAACCCUAGAAUUAGAUCAAUCAAUCAAUCGUAUAUAUAUGCUGACACAACAGAAACCCUUGAUGAGAGCCCUUCGGCGGAGUCACACUUCCUUACCGUUGUCGUCCGCAUCAAAUUCCUCUUCACCGUCGUCAUCGUCAUCGUCAUCGUCUUCGUGGAUUUAUUUGCGAUCGGUUCUCUUAGUCGUUGCUCCCUCGUCCUCACCAGUCUCCACUGAUCGGGGUAGCCUUAAAUCACCUUGGUCCCACAGGAGAAGGAAACACGCCCUUCUGCCCAAACAAUGGAAAAGUUUAUUUAAUUCAGAUGGAAGACUCUGCGAUGGUGGAGUCAAGUUUUUGAAGAAAGUUAGGAGUGGAGGUGUUGAUCCCAGUAUAAGGGCAGAAGUCUGGCCAUUUCUUCUUGGAGUCUAUGACAUGAGCAGUUCAAAGGAAGAGAGAGAUUCCAUUAAAACUCAGAAGAGAAAGGAAUAUGACAACCUUCGGAGACGGUGCCAAAAGAUGGCAAAGCCCAGUGACAAGUGUUUCAAGUUGAACGAAACUUCUGGAAACCAGUGUGGUGAGAACAGUGGGGAUUUGGGUCAAGUUCUGGAUUCUCCUGGUUUAGAAGAGGUAGGUAGUCCUACAGGUUCCAUUUCUGCUGAGGGAGGUGGGGAUCCAGAUCUCCCUGUAAGUGAUGUUCCCUUUAAAAGCCCUGACACAUUGUCGGAAGAAGGGGGUGAUGAGAGUGGAAUCACUUGUGAAAAUGCCUCUGAAGCUGACAGUGAGUCUUCUGAUUCUGACUCCUCUGAAGAAACUGAUAAUAUACAACCUUUCAUUGCCUCAGAAGGGGCAGAAGAAAAUAAACUUGAUGAUGACGCCGAGGAGAAAUCCACAUCAUCGGAAUCACAAGGUGCAUCCAAAUCCCACGCUGCUGAAGAUUUUUCUUCAUGGCGGCGGAUUAUCCGUCUUGAUGCUGUGCGGGCAAAUGCUGAAUGGGUUAUUUACUCCCCAUCUCAGGCUGACGUGUCGGAGACCAAGGCACGAGAGCUGGCUGAGAGUGUGGGGUUGAAAGAUUUUGACCACUUAGAGCCAUGCAGGAUCUUUCAUGCAGCUCGCCUAGUAGCCAUCCUUGAAGCCUAUGCAUUGUAUGAUUCUGAGAUUGGCUACUGCCAAGGGAUGAGUGAUCUACUCUCUCCGAUCAUAUCUGUGAUGGAGGAGGACCACGAGGCCUUCUGGUGCUUUGUGGGUUUUAUGAGGAAAGCUCGGCAUAAUUUUCGCCUUGAUGAGGUGGGAAUCCGACGGCAGCUGAAUAUCGUGUCAAAAGUGAUCAAGUGCAAGGAUUCUCAUCUAUACAAACACCUGGAGAAGCUACAAGCGGAGGAUUGUUUUUUUGUGUACAGGAUGGUGGUGGUUCUCUUCAGGAGGGAGUUGAACUUUGAGCAGACACUUUGCCUCUGGGAGGUGAUGUGGGCAGACCAGGCCGCGAUUAGGGCUGGGAUUGCCAAGUCUGCUUCAGGGAGGAUGAAGCUAAGAGCUCCUCCUUCAGAUGAUCUGUUACUUUAUGCAAUUGCGGCAUGUGUGCUGCAGAGGAGGAAGCUGAUUAUAGAGAAGUAUAACAGCAUGGAUGAAAUCAUUAGGGAGUGCAAUAGCAUGGCUGGACAUCUUGAUGUUUGGAAACUUUUAGAUGAUGCACACGACUUGGUGGUGAUGCUCCAUGACAAAAUUUAGGAAAACCCUUCGCAAAUGCUUUUUACUCUCACUUUUUGUUGUUAACCAAUCCUUUUUCUCUCUUCCUCAUUCUUUUUAUUUUUUUGUGGGUUACUUGUUCCAAUUUCUGUGACGCCCCUUUUGAAACAAAGGGGGAGGAUGAUCUUCAAUUCGCUUUUCACACUUAAUAUUGGAACUAGAAUUUGAUAGGCUGCAAUUCUUGUAUUGAUGAGUAAAUUAGGGAAUGAUAUGUAUCAUUGCCCGCACUCUCAAGGGCUCAAUUGAGUGAAGUGGCAUAUUAUCAUGCAAUAUUAGUAAAUUUAGAAUAUGAUGUAGUAGUUUGUUUUGUA